This is a messenger RNA of Brassica napus (rape), 1693 nucleotides long. RefSeq lists its product as uncharacterized. Bases 1381 to 1563 code for a protein of 60 amino acids. The transcript has a single exon. NCBI's taxonomy places the organism in Eukaryota, Viridiplantae, Streptophyta, Magnoliopsida, Brassicales, Brassicaceae. The record is from RefSeq and is a predicted model, not a curated record.
AUUGUAGUUUCCUCUAUUCGAUAGUAUUAGGAAAUCUGAUGUAUAUAAAUAUAGGCCUUGAGGUCUUCCAUGAAUAAUAAGAACGAUUAUAUAAUUAUAGAACUUCUCAUGGUAUCAGAGCCACAACGGUUUUUGAGGACCAAAACCAGCGCUUCCGUUUAUUGUGGUUAGAAAAUUUUGGUUAUGGUGAUGACAAUUGAAGAAGACGACGUUCCGGAUGAUGAUGACGUGAAGAAACAAACUCGAAUUGCUUUCAAAACAACAUGCGAAUCUCGAUCUCACGACAUGCGACCUCGAACUCUCGACAUCACGACCUGCGACCACGAAUACUCAAUCUCACGACUUGCGAUUUCUCGAACUCUCAACCUGCGACUUCAAUCAAGACCACCGAACAACUUCAACCCAAAAACUCACGACCACCGAACCUGCGACCUCACGAACUCACAACCGACGAACUUGGGACCUCUCGAUUUUUCUUUGAUCAACAAGGAUAGCAAACUUUCCUGUUGUUACAACGACCUCGAAUUGAUGAAACCGAACCUGACGAAACCGAACCCGAUAAUAUUGAAUUCGACGAACCGAAACCGACGAUCCAACAAACUGAUGAUUUUGACGAAAGAACCAACGACCGAUUUGAAUUUGAAUACUUGUAGUUCAAGUUGGACAUACAAAAUUUGUAUGCUCCAACUUGAGGGGAGGUAUUGGGAUAUUAGCAUAUCCCAAACCUAGAUGACAUUAGAAUAGAAUAUUUCCAUUAUUGUAGUUUCCUCUAUUCGAUAGUAUUAGGAAAUCUGAUGUAUAUAAAUAUAGGCCUUGAGGUCUUCCAUGAAUAAUAAGAAGGAUUAUAUAAUUAUAGAACUUAUCAAUGGAUUUGAUUUUGAGAAUACCAUCAUAAAAACAAAAAAUGGUACGGAAGCAAGGCAAGUAUUAAAAUAAAAAACGACUAAGGAUAUUUGACUGAGGUAUCGGUUUGUUUAUUACAUGGAUCACUAAUUUUUGGCAUGCAAUUUGGAAAAUGAAAAUAUUAAUAUGCCAAAACGAGCAAUAUCACAUGACAAGUAAUGAAAACAUGUAGAUACAAUUAGUUCCCUCUUUAUAUUUUGUAUCUCUGAUCUGGCAUUUUCUUUGUUCUUGAUUUCGUGCUCCUCAUACAGAUAAUACUCUCUUACACAAAAAAAAAUAACUUCUUUCUCAAUGCACCAACCGAUGCAGCCAUGCAAAAGAUCGUAGCUCAAACUUAUAUCUAAUUCUUCUUUUUUGGCUACUCACUUUUUCGUCAAAAAAAAAAGCUCAAACUACUUGUUAAAAGCUAGCCUGGUCAAAUUGACUCACUCUACUAACUUUAAAGGGAAUCUGAGAAAUAAGUAGAUCAAAAUUUUCAUGUUGCCUAUAGUGUCGUGCGAAUUCUUAGGAAUAGGAGAACCAGUAAUCCCAAAAAUAGGAGGUAUGGAGAUUAGUUGGUUAGGAGGGAAUCCCAGCGAUAUUAGCAAUGAUGAGGUGAUGAGAUUAUGUUUGUUUUGGUUAGGGAUUAGAGGAAUGGGAGAGGUAAGCCAAGUAAGGUAACGAGUUUUUGUUCGUAGAAAGUUCCAUUUCAAUCUGCUUAUCUGUUUGAACUAGGGCUGGGCAAAUAAACCGAACCCGAAAAUCUGAACCGAUCCCGAUCCGAUAAAAAUGAAUCCGAACCUGACAUAAA